AAAAGGGGGCUUGCACAAUUGUUGCCAGCGGGCAAGGCUGCAGAACAAGCACUAUAUAGGCUACUAACAGGGAGUCAGGGGCCACCUCUGCAAACUAUUGCAUGCCAUUCUACUGAAUAUGGAAUUGUGAAGUGAUAUGUUUUGAAUAACAGACAGACAAAUAUGGAGAAUUCAGAGAAUUUAGAUACAGAUGAUUUCCCUCCCCCUCCACCUCCUGAAGUAUUUGAGAAUCAAUUCCUGUUCAGUGCUGAUGCCGACGAUGAAGACGAAGAAGGGGAGAAAUUCGACUUUGACAGUGGUGACGAGGCCCCGGAAGCUGACAGACAACUCCUGGCAACGGGUGAGAAUGAACUUAAUGACGUAGUAUCAAAAUCACCACGCUCCGCAGAACUAGCCCAUCCCACUGAAGGCAAUGAAGAAGCUUCAUUUCAAAAGGAGUUACCAGCAGAGCCUGACACAGGCUCUACACCAAAGAAAGUGAACCCGUAUUCUGUAAUUGAUAUAGCACCUAUCCAAGAAGGGGAUUCAGCAAUAUCUCUAGAACCUCCUUCCACUGAAGAAAGCACUAGCCCUCGUGUGCCCAGUGGCUACUCUGUUCCUGUCCCGUGCGGCUAUGCAGUUCCCUCAAACCUACCAUUGUUAGUGCCAGCGUACUCUACUCCAGUUAUAAUUCGGAAUAUAUCUGUUGAUGAACAAGGUGUUCAAGGAGUUGUAGCAAAUCCUCAGUGUCAUCCAAUCAACUUGGAUGAUCCCCAUUCUAGCGAAGAUUUCCAUUCAUCCAAAGAAGAUGAUGUGUUGGCCAAGUGGGUUGCAGAUCCUGCUAAUACAGAGUGGAUGGAAAAUCCUGAUGAAGUUAUCUAUGAUGAUGUUCCAAGGGAAAAUUCUGAUUCUGCCACAGAUCCAGAGGAGAUGAUAUAUGAUGAUGUGGAAAAUGGAGAAGAUGGUGGCAACAGUUCCUUGGAUUAUGGUUGGAGUUCUAGCGAGUUUGAAAGCUAUGAAGAACAGAGUGAUCCUGAAACGAAACAUGGAGUCCCUAACUCUUUCCUCCGAGCGGGGAAUACAAAACACGACCUAGCACGUUUAAAGCAACACUACGAGAGAAAAAUGAAAGAUUUGGUGACAAACAAAGUGGGAGGAGUAGAGAUCCAACAUUUAAAACAAAAACAUGAACUCAAGAUGCAAAGGCUUAUGAAAGCUGCAAAAGAGGGAACUAAAGAUGGACUGGAGAAAACAAAAGCUGCCGCGAGGAAAGGCCGCUCCUACAUAAAAACCAAAUCCUUUAUUUUGCAAGAUCGGAAGUCAAUUUGUCUGGAGGAUGAAGAACUGAAUUUAUUUAUCGAUGUAGACUGUUUGCACACAGAGGCGAUUAUGACGCCAAUGCCAGAAGGAUUAACACAACAGCAGGUGGUGAGAAGAUAUAUCCUUGGCUCAGUCGUGGACAGUGAGAAGAAUUACGUGGAGUCCUUGAAAAGAAUUCUUGAGCAAUAUGAGAAAGGAUUGUGUGAGAUGGAACCAAGGCCCCUGAGUGAAAGGAAACUAAAAAUCGUCUUUUAUCGGAUCAAAGAAAUUCUCCAGUGUCACUCCUUGUUCCAGAUAGCUCUAGCGAGCCGUGUGUCAGAAUGGGACUCUGUUGAAAUGAUUGGAGAUGUAUUUGUAGCCUCAUUUUCAAAAUCCAUGGUACUCGACGCAUACAGUGAAUAUGUCAACAAUUUCAGCACAGCAGUUGGUGUUCUCCGGAAGACAUGUGCCACAAAACCAGCUUUUCUGGAAUUUUUAAAACAUUGUCAGGAAUCCAGCCCAGACCGAAUUACAUUAUAUGGUCUAAUGAUGAAGCCCAUCCAACGCUUUCCACAGUUUAUUCUCCUGCUUCAGGAUAUGUUAAAAAAUACUUGUAAAGGCCACCCAGACCGGCUUCCUCUUCAGAUGGCCCUUACUGAGCUGGAAACCUUGGCAGACAAACUCAAUGAGAGAAAACGUGAUGCCGAUCAACGCUGUGAAAUUAAGCAAAUAGCAAAGGCGAUGAAUGAAAGAUAUCUGAAUAAGCUUCUCAGCAGUGGAAGCAGAUACCUAAUUCGCUCAGAUGACAUGGUAGAAACGGUUUACAAUGAGAAGGGAGAGAUUGUCAAAACCAAGCAACGACGUCUCUUUAUGUUGAAUGACGUUCUGAUGUGUGCCACAGCAAAUGCCAGGUCUUCUAACGAAGGUAGCAGUAUGCUUACUACAGGCCAAAAAUAUCUUUUGAAAUGGAGUGUGCCUUUGGGCCAUGUACAAGUCAUUGAGUACGGCGAUGGUGAGGACCAAGGGGGGCAAUCGCUGUUUACGUCUUUGCAUUCUGCUGAGAAAGUCGCUUGUGCCAAACCAAAUAAAUUAUAUAUGGGGCCUGGGCAGUUGUAUCAGGACUUACAGAAUCUGCUGCAUGAUUUGGAUGUGGUUAGCCAAAUUUCUCAACUAGUUUCGCAGCUGAAAGGAAACUAUCAGAAUUUGAACCUUGCAGUUGCACAGGACUGGUCUUCAGGUUUACAAAAGCUAAUCUUGAAGAAAGAAAAUGAAAUCCGAGCUGCAGAUCGCUGCAGAAUCCAACUCCAACUGCCUGGCAAGCAGGACAAGACAGGCCGUCCCACUUUCUUCACUGCUGUUUUUAAUACAUUUACUCCUGCUGCGAAACAGUCAUGGAUCAAUAACCUACAGAUGGCAAAGCUUGCCCUUGGAGAAGAGAACCAGCUGGGUUGGUUCUGUCUAGAAGAUGAGGGAAACCAUAUCAAAAAAGAGAAGCACCCCUUGCUUGUUAAAUAUCUUCCAGUCAUAAUGUCAAAACAACAAGAGUUUAAGAUUGAAUGUGCCAUCUAUAAUCCUGAGCCUUACCUCUGCAGUGAAAAUGAUCCAGAUACACUUUCUAUGCAUCAUGGUUUUCUGUGGAUUGGCAGCUGCACUAAUCAGAUGGGUCAGAUCGCUGUUGUGUCUCUUCACAACUGUAGCCCAAAGGUGUUAGAAUGUUUCAAUGUUGAAUCACGCAUCCUUUGCAUGGUCUAUAUCCCCGGGGAAGAUAAACAAAAACAAUUAAAUGGUGUCCCAGAUACAGAAAAUGGGUCUUCUCGAGCACCAGAUGUGCCUACAAUUUGCCUGGGGAUGGAAGAGGGAAGCAUAUGUGUAUAUAAAAGUAGUCAAGGCUUUAAGAAGGUUCGGCUGCAACACUUUUUCACACCUGACAAAUCAACUGUCAUGAGUCUUGCAUGUUCCUACCGAUGUCUGUAUGCUGGCCUUGUGAAUGGAAAUCUUGCAAUCUACUCAAAGGCAGAAGAUGGAUCCUGGAAUGUUGACACUCCAAAGUUGAUAAAAUUAGGAGUAUUACCAGUCCGGAGUCUCUUGGUGAUGGAAGGAACGAUUUGGGCUGCUUCUGGUGGACAAAUAUUUGUUAUCAAUACAGAAACACAGGCUGUAGAGCACCAGUUCGAUGCUCACCAGGAGGAAGGCAUGGUGGUCUCUCACAUGGCCGUGGCAGGAGUUGGAAUCUGGAUUGCUUUCACCACUGGAUCCACACUGAGGUUGUUCCACACAGAGACAUUUGAGCACCUGCAAGAUAUUAACAUAGCAACUCCAAUACACAACAUGCUACCAGGGCAACAGCGUGUAUCAGUGACUAGUUUGCUGGUUUGUCAUGGUUUACUAACGGUCGGCACAAAUCUUGGUGUUAUUGUAGCCUUUCCUGUGCCUCGCCUACAAGGGAUUCCAAAAGUAACUGGAAGGGGAAUGGUAUCAUAUCACGCGCACCAUGGCGCUGUCAAAUUCCUUGUCAUGGCUACUGCUGUACACAAAAAGCACAAGAGGACGCCAAGCAGAUGCAGUCAAAUUUCAAACCAGGAACUCAAAAACGAAGAUUUACGUAACGCCUGUGUUCAGCAAAACGAUGAAGGGACUACAUCUUCUACAGGAAAUCAUGACAGUGCCGUUUGGCUUGGAGGAUCUUUGAUGUCAGUUGCACAAAAAAGUGACUUGUCUUCUUCUUCUGGUUCUUUAACCUUAUCCCAUGGAUCAAAUUCAUUCGAAACUGGAAAAGAAGAUUGCACUUUGUAUGAUCUUUUGGAUGACCCAAGUCUUCCAGCUCAAAACAAUACAAGACAAAAAAGCAGGAAGAUAAAAGCAGACUCUGUCUUGGUAAUAUCAGGAGGACAGGGCCACAGGAGAAUAAACAAGAAGCUUAAGCCGCAGAGGCAGGAAGAGCUGGUCUCUUCUGCUAUGGUUUGGCAGAUACCAUUGUUGCACAUUUAAAGUGGAUAGAGCAUCAUUUCAGAUUGUUGGUUAUUGAAGCUUUUCAAUAUCACCAAAAAAACAUUUUUCAUGUAAAUAUACAAGAUAAUAAAUCUAAUCUA
This is a messenger RNA of Spea bombifrons (plains spadefoot toad), 4367 nucleotides long. RefSeq names its product Rho guanine nucleotide exchange factor 10 (gene ARHGEF10). Gene Ontology annotation, molecular function: protein binding; guanyl-nucleotide exchange factor activity. The record is from RefSeq and is a predicted model, not a curated record. NCBI's taxonomy places the organism in Eukaryota, Metazoa, Chordata, Amphibia, Anura, Pelobatidae. The coding region runs from base 163 to 4266 and encodes 1367 amino acids. Gene Ontology annotation, biological process: actin cytoskeleton organization; mitotic spindle assembly; positive regulation of stress fiber assembly. The transcript has 29 exons. Gene Ontology annotation, cellular component: centrosome.